Cynocephalus volans (Philippine flying lemur) is the source of this 1563-nucleotide messenger RNA. RefSeq names its product pantetheine hydrolase VNN2. Gene Ontology annotation, molecular function: pantetheine hydrolase activity. The record is from RefSeq and is a predicted model, not a curated record. Bases 1 to 1563 code for a protein of 520 amino acids. The transcript has 7 exons. Lineage: Eukaryota; Metazoa; Chordata; Mammalia; Dermoptera; Cynocephalidae. Gene Ontology annotation, biological process: pantothenate metabolic process.
AUGACCACUUCCUCUUUUCUGACCUCUGUGGCAAUUUUUACCUUGAUUACCUUCCAUGUCGGUGCUCUGGACACAUUUAUAGCUGCAGUGUAUGAACAUGCUGUCAUCUUGCCAAAUAAAACAGAAAUAACUGUUUCUCAGGAUGAUGCUUUGCUUCUCAUGAACAAAAAUAUAGAUAUUCUGGAGAGAGCAAUUAAGCAGGCAGCUGAGCAGAAUGCUCGAAUUAUUGUGACUCCAGAAGAUGCACUUUAUGGGUGGGAAUUUACCAGGGAAACCAUUUUCCCUUAUCUGGAAGAUAUCCCAGACCCUCAGGUGAACUGGAUUCCAUGUAAAGACCCCCACAGAUUUGGCCGCACGCCAAUACAAACAAGACUCAGCUGCCUGGCCAAGAACAACUCUAUCUAUGUCUUGGCGAAUAUUGGGGACAAAAAGCUAUGCAGUUCCCAUGACUCCGCAUGUCCUUCUAAUGGCUAUUAUCAAUACAAUACCAAUGUGGUAUAUGAUACAGAGGGAAAACUGGUGGCACGUUACCAUAAGUAUCACCUCUACCAUGAGCCUCAGUUUGAUGUCCCUGAAAAGCUGGAGUUGGUAACUUUCAACACCACCUUUGGAAGGUUUGGCAUUUUCACAUGCUUUGAUAUACUCUUCCAUGAUCCUGCUGUUACUCUGGUGAAGGAUUUCCACGUGGACACCAUACUGUUUCCCACAGCUUGGAUGAAUGUUUUGCCUCUUUUGACAGCUAUUGAAUUCCAUUCGGCUUGGGCAAUGGGAAUGGGAGUUAAUCUUCUUGUGGCCAACAUACAUCAUAUCAGGAAAAACAUGACAGGGAGUGGUAUCUAUGCACCAAGCUCUCCUAAAGUUUACCAUUAUGACAUGGAAACUGAGUUGGGAAAGCUCCUCUUUUCGGAGGUCGAUUCACAUCCCCGAGUCUCUUCUGCUGACUCAACAACCAUGAACUGGAGUGCCUACGCUACGGCCAUCAAACCAUUCCCAGUACAGAAAAACACUUUCGGGGGAUUUAUUUCCCGGGAUGGGUUCAACUUCACAGAACUUGCUGAAUAUGCAGGAAAUCUUACAGUCUGUCAAAAAGAGCUCUGUUGUCAUUUAAGCUACAGAAUGUUAAAACAAGAAGAGAAUGAAGUGUAUGUUCUAGGAGCUUUUACAGGAUUGCAUGGCCGAAGGAGAAGAGAGUAUUGGCAGGUAUGCACAAUGCUGAAGUGCAAAACUACUAAUUUGACAACUUGUGGACGGCCAGUAGAAACUGCUUCUACAAGAUUUGAAAUGUUCUCCCUCAGUGGCACAUUUGGGACAGAAUAUGUUUUUCCUGAAGUGCUACUUACUAAAAUUCAUCUGUCACCUGGAAAAUUUGAAGUGAUAAAAGAUGGGCGUUUGGUAAACAAAAAUGGACCAUCUGGGCCUAUUCUAACAGUGUCACUGUUUGGGAGGUGGUACACAAAGGACUCGUUUUACAAGUCAUGUGGGACCAGCAAUUCAGCAGUAACUUACCUACUAAUAUCCACAUUAUUAAUGGUUGUAACUUGGCAAAAUGUUGUAAUGGUAUAA